Messenger RNA from Lichtheimia ornata, 1122 nucleotides. RefSeq lists its product as uncharacterized. Bases 1 to 1122 code for a protein of 373 amino acids. The transcript is spliced from 3 exons. Gene Ontology annotation, biological process: intracellular protein localization. The record is from RefSeq and is a predicted model, not a curated record. Gene Ontology annotation, cellular component: plasma membrane. Lineage: Eukaryota; Fungi; Mucoromycota; Mucoromycetes; Mucorales; Lichtheimiaceae.
AUGGCGUCCAUUCGCAAUGACCUACCGACGCUUGAACAAGUAUUAGCUCGAAAGACACAACCACCCGUGUGCCUGUACAAUUUGUAUAUUAUCAUGAGAGACCGUCUUCAUAUGGAAGAAGUGCUCGACUUUUACCUCGAUGUGCAGCAUCAUCAACUCUUGUGGCGUCGCUACGUAAAGUCAAUGCGACGAUCGGGCUAUCUUACUGAGGAAGACUUGGUUGACGGCUUUCAAUCACCACGAGUCGUGAGUCGACUAUCGCAAGUGGGUUCGUUCGACGAGAAGAAAACAUCACCUUUAUCCUCCACAACAACGCUUGACAAGCAACAACAACAACAACGUGGUCGAUUACAGAUACCUGGUGCUGGUGGUGGAAGAAUCGAAGAAGAUCUGCAGAGUGAAGACAUGUCAGUACCUUUAGAAAGACCACCCCUCGUUGGAGAAGAUGGUGGUGGUGAGGGUGAUGAUGAACCUAGCAACUACAACAUCAACAGCAACAGGAACGCUAUGCGAGAAAAAGCUAUGUUGAAUCGACGAGACUUGACAGACUCUGCACAACGCAUCUUGAUGAAGUAUUUGGUACCUGCAGCAUCCAAGGAAUUGACACAACUGCCUCCAGAGCUAAAGCAUACGAUGCGUCGAGAAAUUGAACAAGGAGGACGCGAUGAUCCAUUGGUCUUUCAAGAUGCCAAAGAUUAUUUGUUCGAAUACAUGCGACGUACAGCUUAUCCCAAAUUCUUGCGACUCAAAGUAUGGGGCAACUUAACGCUAUGGCAACAAUUGGGUCGUCUUGUCGUUGGCUUGGUGUCUUUGCUCGCUGCAUUUGCUACUGCUUUCAGUUUGAUCUUUCUCGAUUAUCCUCAAUGGGGCACACGAUUCUGGGUGUUGCUUCCUUUUUGGAUUGGUGUUCUCAAUGUACUUUGCUUCUUGACAGGAUUGGAUCCUCUGUGGGUUUUGUUAUUCAAUGUCAGUGAAACCACCACUUUCCAUUUCAAUAGGAUUCGUCAGGCACCUGUAAAACGGAUUUUAUGGUCACGAUCAGCUUGGUUGUUAGCGUUGAGCAUUAUUAUAGCAGUGGUCCUCACCAUCAUCUUUGCUGCCGUUCCUUCUCAUCGCCUUUAA